This is a messenger RNA of Giardia duodenalis, 1065 nucleotides long. RefSeq names its product 5'-AMP-activated protein kinase, gamma-1 subunit. The coding region runs from base 1 to 1065 and encodes 354 amino acids. The transcript has a single exon. Lineage: Eukaryota; Fornicata; Diplomonadida; Hexamitidae. The record is from RefSeq and is a predicted model, not a curated record.
AUGGAAAUACACGAGGACUUGAAGCCGAUAUCUGACUUCUUGAAGCAGUACACAGCCUAUGAUGUAAUGCCCACCAGUGCGAAGUGCAUUGUCAUCGAGUCUGGAAUUAGCGUCUACCGGGCGUAUCGAAUAAUGGGCGAGAACAGGACCUCCGUUGCCUAUAUUUGGCACGCCACGAACCAAACAUUAAUAGGUGUCUUGACCAUUAACGAUAUAAUGUCUGCCAUAUUAUCCCUUCAUAAGUAUUUCUUUGGGCAGAACAAGGUGCAGGACGUACAAACAUUUAUGCGAUCUGUUUAUCCUCAGGCCCUCCAGAUCCAUGAAAAUAUAACGAUACUCCACCUACUUAACUAUGUAACCAUUAAUUCCAUCAAAUCGGGAGGUACAUUUCUGCACGCUCCUCCAGAAAUUACGCUAUUUGAUACGCUGAGGUUGCUCAGGUCCCACUCUGUGCACAGAUUGCCAAUCAUUGAUGACGGUGGCAGUGUUCUUUGUAGCAUGACAUACAGGAGCCUUUGCAAAUUUCUGGUCGGCAAGUUCCGCUUGCCAUCCAAGAUCCUCCAAACCCCGGUUCUAUCCUUAAUAUCAGGGGAUCGCUCCCCUUGUGUCGUUCGACCUGAGAGCACCUUUGAAGAGGCUCUAGAGCAGAUGCUUGCGCACCAUCUCUCCAGUAUACCCGUGGUGAACGCCGAGACACAAGAAAUAAUAGAAGUCUUUAGCAAGUACGAUGUGGCGGCGCUAUCUAUGACACCAGAAAACAUCUCGUUGGACGCCCGGGUUAUUGAUUUGAUAAACACUAGACCGCCACAGGUAGAGGGACUUAGCUUGAUGCCAGAGACAGCUACUUGUGGAGAUAUACUCAAGGAGAUUGCCACAAGGAAUAUCCAUCGUGUUGUGUUGGUUGACGAGGCAACACGCAAGCAUAUAGUCGCGGUUGUCUCUCUUAGGCAUAUCCUUGAUUUCAUGUCUGACACUAUUGCCUCGGAGAAACUAAAACCAAUCGAGCAAAUAACCCUGCAGUCAACUAUAAGUGCAUGCCCCACAGAUAGUGACCAGUCUCUUUAG